Messenger RNA from Pichia membranifaciens NRRL Y-2026, 1233 nucleotides. RefSeq lists its product as hypothetical. The record is from RefSeq and is a predicted model, not a curated record. NCBI's taxonomy places the organism in Eukaryota, Fungi, Ascomycota, Pichiomycetes, Pichiales, Pichiaceae. The coding region runs from base 1 to 1233 and encodes 410 amino acids. Gene Ontology annotation, cellular component: nucleus; cytoplasm. The transcript has a single exon.
AUGCCAUCCACAACGGAGGUUAUCAUUCCAUGCGGCGAUUUCUCCCUAGAAACUGCUAUGGCCUUGGCAUUACUUAGUUUUGUCUUGCGGGAGCAUACCAUUGUGCCGUUGGAUGAAACGAGUACGCAAUUUUCGCAAAUGCUACACACCUACAAACACACACAGAACACAAUUUUGAUUGGACUCGGAGGAGAUUACGUACCGCAACAGGGAGUCUUCCAUUGGACUCCAGAAAUCAAAUCAAACCACCCGCAAAAUAGCAAUAGUAACUCGAACGGUAGAAAGAAGAAAGGUAAUGGUCACCGACUUAAGAAUCAAAACUCUGCUCCACAAAACUUUUAUUUCAAUAAUACAAAAAGGGGCAAAGUUGUGCCGCUGGCAACUGUUGGACUCGUAUACAGAUUUUACGGGAAAGAAGUACUUAAAAAAAUCACCAAUUUCUCAGAUUCUUCUAAGAUAAACUGGCUCUAUGAACGAGCGUAUUAUGAUUUUAUAGAAAUCAUAGACGCACAAACAAGGAAUUUACGUCUUUCGAACAAACAUGAGUCAACACGACCCGCUGUUCCAAGGUUUAACGCUGACCAACAUACGCUUCCAAACAUGGUAAAGUUUUAUAACUUGCAGUUACAUGACUACGAAUUGUUGAACUACGAUGAAACCGAGAUAUAUGCACUUCGUAUGAAGCGUCUUGAAACUGUAAUAGAUAUUUUGAAAUCUGCUUUUGAAAAUUAUGUGAAAUAUUUUGCGUUCUCUUUUAUGCGUGGUGAGUCUAUACUCCAACAAGCCUAUAAUGCUUCACUUUCCGGAGAAACUUAUGGUACAUAUCAUGAUGAGAUUGUAGUUGAAGACCCUUCAUUGAUUACAAAGAAACUCGUGCAAGAUGCAUUGAAGAGAAUCAUGAUCAUUCCCGAAUUUAUACCUUGGAAAGAGCACCUUUUUGCGUAUGAGAGAAGUUUGGACAGAAUGGGCAAUUCUCUAUAUGCUAUAUAUCCAGACUCUACCCAAAACUGGAGGUUAGCUGCAGUGCCAACCCUGCCAGCUUCAUUUGAGUCAAGGAAAAGGUUACCACAGGAGUGGUGUGGCCUAGCCGACGGAGAGUUGAGAGAUGUGGCUGGGGUUGAUGACGCAACGUUUGUACAUGCUCAAGGGUUUAUUGCUGGGGCGAGUUCACUACUCGGAUGUAUCAAACUGGCUGUCAAAGCGGUUUUGAAUAACCAAAAAGAAAAUAUUUGA